Molecule: messenger RNA, 3015 nt
Organism: Trichomonas vaginalis G3
Lineage: Eukaryota; Parabasalia; Trichomonadida; Trichomonadidae
Product: nuclear export signal receptor protein
Exons: 1
Coding region: 1-3015 (1004 amino acids)
Biological process (GO): protein export from nucleus; ribosomal small subunit export from nucleus; ribosomal large subunit export from nucleus
Cellular component (GO): cytoplasm; nucleus
Molecular function (GO): nuclear export signal receptor activity
Source: RefSeq, a predicted model, not a curated record
AUGCAAUCUGAUCCUGCUUUUGAUUGGAAUUCUAAAUGCGAUAGAGCUAUUGGAUCAGGUGAUCAAACUGCAUUAACUCAACUCGAUAAGUUUGCAGAAGAUCAAGAAUGUCUUCAAAAAUCUAUUGCUAUUAUGCAUGGUAACCUCAGCCAGCGCGGCUGUGCGAUGCUUAUGACACAACUUAAGAAAUACAUAUGCAAAUAUUGGCAUUCUGAAGAAGAAAUUUGCCAACAAUUCAAAAACCUCAUUCUUCAAUUCAUGUUCAGUAAUUUAGAAAGAGACGAAGCUACAUUGAAUCAAAUGGCAUUAGUGGUUGUCGAAAUUGCUGUUUUUGAGUGGCCAGAAAAUUGGGAAGACUUUACACAAAUAAUUUCUCAACCAGAACAAGAUAUAUUGCCUAUGAUGCAAUCAUUAAAGAUAAUUUCGAUGUUAGCAGCAAAACUUAACGAGUGCAACGAAAAUGUUGGUGUUACUGGACCUAGACUCUCAAUUAUGAAUGCAGCUUUCUUAGAACAAGCAGAUUCCGUCUUAAGCCUUUUACUUGCGGCUUUAGGAAAGAAUUUCGAUAACAUGGAACAACUUAUACCUUUAUAUCAAGCAGCUCUUCAGACAUUAGAUGCGAUUUGCAGUCGUGUUGACUGUUCAUACAUUUUCAAAUCGAAUAUACUUGUUGAAAUUCUAAACAAAUCAAAGCAACCAGGACUCGAAUCAUUAUACCCUUCUGCAGUCAAAGUCAUUGCAGAAGUCAUCAGUACUGGAUACAUGGAUGAAGAUGAGACACCUCUGCUUAUCGGAAUCUUCCAAGAAAUCGCUACAUUCAUUAGCGAAAACUUUACAGAAGAAUUAUACAAUUUGCCAUGGAUAGAAGGUCUUCUUUGCAUCACUAUACCUCAUAUGUUCGAACAAUAUAGCGAGACUCUCGAAACUGCCGAUAAUCAGGAAUAUUUACGACCAGUCAUUCACGUUAUCGUUGGUCUGACACGAAUUAUCGCAGAAAAAGUUGCAGAAGGUGACGAUAGCAGUCGCGAAACUUUCGAAAAGUGCGUUGACUUUUGGUAUAAAACAACUCAACGAAUGAUGACUUAUUUGAGGUCAACAGCAGAAGAAACAGCAUACAUGGUAUACAGAGAUUUUAUUCCGGACCUUCUUGAAAUCUUUAUCCGAUACAUUGUUGAGCCAAUUCAAGUAAAUUUGAACGAUGACAACAGUUUAGAGCUCGAAAGCCAAAUGAAAUGGGGAGACUUAUACUCAAUGAUGAAACAGACAAUCGGAUACCUCGCAAGAAUGGAGCCACGUUUAACAAUUCAAAUUUUGAAUAUGAUUAUGGAAGCUCUCAGCCACGAUUUCGAUGUUACAUUAUAUCAGAAGUUAUGCUGGGCCGGAGGAGCUGUUGUACAAGUCCUUAACGAGCAAUCAGACAAAACUUUUGUAGAUAAUAUGUAUGUCCAAGUCGCACAAAUAUUUGAACCACUUAAAGACGUAAUCAGGAGUAAUGACUUCAAGGAAGAAGGCGAAGAAGCUAUUGCUAUCAUUCAAACUUGCUGUGCUUACGCUUUCUUAUGUUCUCAAGGCGAAAAAUUCUAUGUUUACGAUAAAGCUUUGCUAGAAACUGUUGUACAGAACUUAUUGGUCAUGUUCGAAGCAAGAUCUCCUAAGCUACAAAUGGUGGCCAUUGAAUGUUUCUCAAUCCUUUCAAAUUCAAAGAUAAAAAGCAGUUUCAUUGAAAAGUCAUCGGAGGGAAGUUCCCCGGCGGAAUAUUUAAUAAACGCCUGUCAAGAUUACAUUCCAGCCUUACCUCCAAGCAGUGCCGCUACACUUGUUAGUGUUAUAUCACAGAUGGCUAAGCACCUGUACUCAGAACAGACAGAUACAAUCACUCCAAUUCUUCAAGUUGUAUUACAGAUUUUACAAGAUGCGAUCAAAUCCCUUGAUUUGCAAAAUGACCAAUCAAUUAUCAAUCUCAUGAAUGCCUGCCAAAUAUCUUCAGCGGCAUCUUCCCUUGGAAGCAACUUUUUCAACUCAUUUAACCCAUUAGCUUCCGAAUUGUUCUCAAUUUACCAGGCAUCAUGCCAAUCCAUCCUCGAGAUCAUCCAGAUAUCAGGACAUUUAGAGACAGACCAAGAAGCACAGAGAAAAUGCCGAAUUUUCCAAUCCCUACAAAAAUCAACGAGCCAAAUCAUCUCCAGCAUACUUUGCUUGUCUCCAACAGGCGAAGCAGCUAACGAAACAGUCAUGCAGCCAUUCAUUGCCAUGUGCGAGUUCUACGAACAAUCAAACGACAUCGUGAAAUCCCCUUCAUUUUUCGAUGUCGCUUCUUCAAUCGCGAGGAAGUUCCCCCAGCAGUUUCUCUCAAUUUUUGAGACCUUUUACAAUUCUGUUUAUGGUCCAACGAUAAACAUGAUAUGUAAUGAUUAUACAUCUAAUUAUCACUUUAGAUUACCAUUGUUCAAGAUGAUGAGAACAAUAAUCAAUGCAUUACCUACAUUGUUCAUGAAUAUGCCAUUUAACCAAAGUUGUGGCCUGAUUGAUAACAUGAUAUCAAUUGGAUGCAAUCAUCCAACACACGAAGUAAGUGAAGUUGCACAUGACAUUGUUAGAGACAUGAUUUGUUUUGCGAGAACGAAAUAUUCGAAAGAAUUUAGUCAUGAAUUUUGGAUGAAUUAUUUGAGAGAGAAAUUCAUGGAAAUAAUAAGAAUUGCAACAGAUACAAUUCAUAUGUUUUGUAUCAAUAAACAGGCAAUGAUUAUUUCCGAAAUCUUCAAAUUUGAUGAAGCAAAACAAGACAUUGACUUUUUGUUUGAGCAAUUAUCAUCAAAUUUCACAUCAGUUCCACCUGAAAAUAUGAUGGAUAUUCUGCAAGGAUUUGUUAAUGAUAAAACUGUUGAUGCUUUGAAUGAUUUGUUGAUAUUGAUGAGACAUAUAUCAAGAAUCAAUGCAUUGACAGCAGAAGCAAGAAAGGAAAGACUGGAUAUGAUUAAGAAACAAGCAGAUCAAGCUUUGGAGAAUCAAAAUUAA